Molecule: messenger RNA, 1522 nt
Organism: Leucoraja erinaceus (little skate)
Lineage: Eukaryota; Metazoa; Chordata; Chondrichthyes; Rajiformes; Rajidae
Product: protein PROCA1-like
Exons: 4
Coding region: 196-1518 (440 amino acids)
Biological process (GO): arachidonate secretion; phospholipid metabolic process
Molecular function (GO): A2-type glycerophospholipase activity
Source: RefSeq, a predicted model, not a curated record
AAACUGAACCUGAUGGGUCCUUACAACAUCAUGCGAUGUUAAGCCACCAAGGAGAUUCCAUUCUCCUCCCACAACUGCCACCGCUCGUGUAGCCGGGCAGUUUAAAAGGGGGGCAUUAGUGUGGAGGCAGGGGGUGGGUUAGCGCUGGUGCUGUCACCCCGGGCGGCGGUGCUGAAGCUGGGACUGGGGAGGGAGAUGUUGCGCCUUCUCCUCGCCCUGGUCUUCUCCUCCACUGCCCCGUGUGCCGGCUCCACGCCACAGGGUCCCGGGACCACCCUGGUGUCCGGCCCCUACUGCCGGCAGCUCUCCGCCUUGCCCAGUAGCCUGGUCUCCGUCCAGAGCAGCGACGGGGCAGUAAUGGUUCGAUCGUUGCUCCGGGCGGACGGGCAGGUGGUGCGAUGCUCCCUAGUCCGGGACCAGCCGUCUAUCCGCUCCUUUGUGGAGGACUGCCUCCACCAGGGGCUAGUCGCCCGGGCUGGAGAUCUAAGGCAACACUGGGCUGCAGACAGAGCCGCUUGCCUGAACUUCCUGAGCCGGACACCUGACGCCAUCCUUGGACCAUCAGCAGAAGAUGCCCGCUGGUCCCCGGACGCCGGCAAACAGCCUCGAACCGACAACGCGCCCGCACCUCGCCGCACCAAGAGAGGCUUCACCUACCCCGGGACCUUGUGGUGUGGGGCGGGCAAUAUCGCCGACACCUACGACCAUCUGGGCGAGUUUUCGGAGACGGACAAAUGUUGCCGGGAACACGACCAUUGUGCCCACGUCAUCUACCCCUUCUCAUCCUCCUACGGCCACAGGAACCUGAGGCUUCACACACUGAGCCACUGCGACUGCGAUGCAGAGCUAAAGAAGUGCUUGAGAAGAGUGAACGACACGUCAUCCCGGAUUGUCGGCCAGGCGUUCUUCAAUGUGUUGGAGGUCCCUUGCUUUGACCUGACCUACGAGGAGCAGUGUGUAGAACGGUUCUGGUACGGCUGGUGCAAGAGAUACGGCCACGUCCUUGUCGCUGUCCCGAGAGAGUCCGUGCUCUAUGAUUACGGAGGAGAUUUGAUCGAUGAGACGGACACGGAGAUGAAACCCGGCCUGAGUUCCCCGUCUGCCUCUCCCCCCUGGACUGGGGCGACCCCCGACCCCCCGGGCCAGCCGUCCACCCUGGGUCAGGUCAUCCAUGCGGCUGAGGACCUCCUGAAGGUCAUGGCCACAGUGACACAGAGCUCAGCCCACGGGCACCUGCCCGGGGCAGCGGCCGGCGAGAAGGGCGCCAGAAGGGCCACGCCAAGCCCGGCAAAGGCGAGGGGAGGAAGAAGAAAAGGAGGAAAGGCAAGAAGAGACGAAAGGGGAAAGGGAGGAAGAGAAAGGGCAAGGGCAAAGUUGGCAGUGAAGCCACCAACACAUUGCAGGAGGGUCUGGACCAGAAGAUUCGCAACAAGAAGAAGGACUACUUCACUGAGACUGCGGGCAGCAGCAGGAGCAAUGAAGUUGCCCACCGUUACUUUGAGAAUUCCUUGGAUUUAAUGAC